Rhizophagus irregularis DAOM 181602=DAOM 197198 is the source of this 433-nucleotide messenger RNA. NCBI's taxonomy places the organism in Eukaryota, Fungi, Glomeromycota, Glomeromycetes, Glomerales, Glomeraceae. The record is from RefSeq and is a predicted model, not a curated record.
AAUUGCUGUUCCUCUGUUCCUCAAUAGUGGAAAAAUUUGACGCCAUGUUGGCCACAAAUUGCUUUAUUUAAAUUGCAGAUCAUUUUCCAUGGAAUAGAUAUAAAAUAGUAGAAAAAUGUGAAUUUUUAAUGCUGGAGGAUCUAUAUAUAUUGAUAUUGGUAAAUGUAUGAUUGAGAAAGCUGAAAAAGCAGGGAAACUCAAACUAGAAUAUACAAUUAUUGGGCCAACUUCUGAAAAUACUGCAUUAGCAGCUGUUGUAAAAGGAUAUCAAACUAUUUAUUACCACUUGGAGCAGAAAUUCACAAUUACAGGAGUGGAUAGGAAAUUGAAAGAGAAAUGGCCUAAUAUUCAAAUUAUAAGCAUAGACCCUAAUGGAUCAGUUCUCGCAAAUAGGGAUUCAUCAGUUGGACCAUAUCUAGUUAAUAAUAAUUAA